Rhododendron vialii is the source of this 2535-nucleotide messenger RNA. Its product is annotated as transcription termination factor MTERF15, mitochondrial. Gene Ontology annotation, molecular function: double-stranded DNA binding. Gene Ontology annotation, biological process: regulation of DNA-templated transcription. The record is from RefSeq and is a predicted model, not a curated record. Lineage: Eukaryota; Viridiplantae; Streptophyta; Magnoliopsida; Ericales; Ericaceae. Bases 324 to 1667 code for a protein of 447 amino acids. The transcript is spliced from 2 exons.
AACAUGAUAGACAUCGAGGCGGUGGCGGAGCACUCCAACAACGGCCGUUAUUCGACCCACAUCCAGAACCACCAUCCUCGUUCCCCACGGCUACAUCAGCCUCAACCUCAUCGAGGAGACCAACCGCUUCCUCGCCGAGAUCCACGACGACAACGACGAUUUACACAGCUUCUCUCCGAUCUGUCCUCAUCGUUGCAGUCAGAGGAAGAACUUAAAGGAAGAACGAGAGACGGAGAGAGAACGAGGGAGAGAGAGAACAAUAAAAUAAGGAAUACCUAUGAACAGUACCUCGGUAUCUCUACCGAGCCAUUCCGCCGGAGUAUAUGGCGAUCAGGGUUCUAAUCAGACCCACCUCACGUCGCGUUAUCACGUCCACCUGCAAACCACCACCUUCGCUCGCGAACCCUAAACUCCAAUACUUCUCUUCAAUUCACAGCGUUUUUCAAAGGUACGGAUUUCCCAUCUCUCAAAUCCCCAAUCUCCUCUCAAAGAAUCAAUUUUUACUCAACUCCAAUGCCUCUGACAUCGAAAAGUCCCUCAAAAUCCUGACAUCGUUGAAGCCGUCUCAGGAACUUCUUGUCUCUGUUGUAUCCAGUUGUCCCAGUGUUUUAGAAUUUGAAUUUCUCAAGGAUUGGGAAAUGGGUAUUUCUAAAGUGGGUAUUUCGAAUGUCAGCUCAUCCAUGGUUUUGAAUGUUCUAAAAGUUUCGAGAAAGUUCAGUUUAGGACCGGAGACUCUGUCUAGGUGUAUUCAGCGUUUGAAGGGUUUAGGGUUUAGUGAUGGUACCGUUACUAGGGUAUUAGAGGGGUUUCCAAUGGUAAUUGUGAUGGAUGAGAAUGGACUUGCGGAGAGAAUUGAGUUUUGGGUGGGAAUCGGAUUCGAUACGAAGCAAAUUGAUCGGAUUUUUAAUUUGUUUCCUGGUAUUUUAGUAUUUGGGGUGGGAAAUAAGUUGAAGCCCUUGUUUAAGGAAUUUGAGGAAUUGGGUUUUACUCUUGAUGCGACUAGGAGAGAAGUUGUUAGGGACCCGAGUGUACUUUGGUUGGAAUUAGGGGAGCUUUCUCGGUGUUUGGAGCUGCUGGGGAGUUUGAAGUGCCGGGUACCUAUCAAAGAGAAAAUCUAUAGUGAAGGAGCUUUUAGGGCAGGAAUUGAAGUGAAACGGAGGGUCGAUUGCUUAUGCAGAUAUGGGUUGAUACGUAGGGAUGCUUUUAAGGUUUUGUGGAAAGAGCCACGGGCAAUAACGUAUGAGAUAAAGGACAUUGAGAAGAAAAUUGAGUUUUUAAUUCAUCGGAUGAAAUUUGAUGUUCUUUGGCUGGUUGAUGUUCCUGUGUAUCUUGGUGUGAAUUUUGAGAAACAGAUUGUUCCUCGGUAUAAUGUGAUUGAAUACCUUAGAUCAAAAGGUGGGCUUGCCAAUGAGGUGGGAUUGAAGGGUUUGAUCAAACUCAGUAGGUUGAGAUUUCACAAUCUGUAUGUCAAGCCAUAUCCCGAGUGUGAAAUAAUGUUUGGCAGGUUUGGAGGAGAUGUUGAAGUUAAUAACCAGCAUCCAGUUGGAAUGUGGAAACUUUUCAAACCAAAAAAGUAUCCAGAGUCCUCCAAAGAAGAUCUUGAGAACAUUAAGUCUUUCAUGGAGCCGUUUGCUUCGACGACGAAUAUUGAAAUAAAUGGAGGUUAGAUACUUCCUGGGAUCAAAUAUACUCGGUGAAGGACUUCAAAAUAGCACUUUUGAGGAAGACAGUAAAUAGGGAAAAGGAACAGAAAUGAAGAUUGGUUGUGUCUGGGAUAAGGGAUUCUUUCUAGAGAAGUCUGCACUUUAAAAGAAUGUGGAAAUUACUCUGUUCAUAAGAACGUCUACCAGUAUUUGAAACCCUCUCUCUUGGAAGUUUAUACUGAAAUCUGUGUUGUAUGGUUAAUGAAGUUAAACUUGAUUCAAGGUUGUCCGCGAAUUUGGUAAUUGCCAGCAGCACAAAAGGUAUUUUUUUCCCCAAUGGCAUGUGAAUGACGAAUUGUAAUAGUGAUGGUUGAUAAAAUCCUACGAUACAGGAUACAUAUCCUAUGAUUCGUAUUGUCUCUUUUAAAAAACUAUACGUAGCCCACCCUGUAUCCUUUUGUUAUAAAAAUCACAUGAUACGAUGGCGUAUCCUUUGAUACAUUCACGUAUCUGGAUUUGGUUCGUAUCCUACAAUUACUUAUUGAGCAAAAGUUAUACCAUAUUUUAAGAAGCGGAACUCCAAGCUCGUUCUAAAUCCUUUGAUCUAUUUGUGGCGACAUUGAAACCAUUCAAAGAAAACCAAAACUCAAUCCAUUAGGGCUCGAAUGGAAGAAAAAACGAUUUUUGAUCAUGUUUUGUAUGAAUCAUAUAAUUUUCAUCUAGAAAACUUAUAUUUUGUAUAGCGAACACUUAUUUUCCAUCCGUACAACAAAUUUUUUGUUGUAAUUAUUCAUAACUAUAACUUUUGUUAACGUAUUUUAUGAUACACAAUACGUAUCCCGAUACGAUUUAUAAAAUGAAAAAAAACGAUACACGAUACAUAUCCCGAAUU